This is a messenger RNA of Dromiciops gliroides (monito del monte), 2197 nucleotides long. It is a transcript of the gene CCR7, whose product is annotated as C-C motif chemokine receptor 7. The transcript is spliced from 3 exons. The record is from RefSeq and is a predicted model, not a curated record. NCBI's taxonomy places the organism in Eukaryota, Metazoa, Chordata, Mammalia, Microbiotheria, Microbiotheriidae. Gene Ontology annotation, cellular component: membrane. Gene Ontology annotation, biological process: G protein-coupled receptor signaling pathway; inflammatory response; immune response. Gene Ontology annotation, molecular function: chemokine (C-C motif) ligand 21 binding; chemokine (C-C motif) ligand 19 binding; C-C motif chemokine 19 receptor activity. Bases 57 to 1181 code for a protein of 374 amino acids.
GGUGUGGGGGUGGGCACUCUCCUCCUUGUGAUUACAGCAACGGCAGAGCAAGCAUCAUGGACCUAGGAAAAGGGAUGCGGAAUGUAAUGGUGGUGACCCUGCUUGUUAUUUGUCAGGUCUGCCUGUGCUAUGAUGGAGUCACUGAUGACUACAGUGAUGAAAACACCACGGUGGACUACAGCCAAUUUGAAUCCCUUUGCUACAAAAAAGACGUCCGGGAUUUCAAAGCCUGGUUCCUGCCCACCAUGUACUCAGUCAUCUGCUUUGUGGGCCUGCUGGGCAAUGGGCUGGUCAUGCUGACCUACAUAUAUUUUAAGAGGCUCAAAACUAUGACCGACAUCUACCUGCUGAACUUGGCCCUGGCGGACAUCCUUUUCCUCUUGACGCUGCCCUUCUGGGCAGUCAGCGCCGCCAAGUCCUGGAUAUUCGGCCCUAUCCUCUGCAAAGCUGUCUAUUGUACGUACAAAAUGAGUUUCUUCAGUGGCAUGCUCCUGUUGCUGUGCAUCAGCGUUGACCGCUAUUUCGCCAUCGUCCAGGCGGUCUCCGCCCACCGCCACCGGACCCGCAUCGUCCUCAUCAGCCAGAUCUCCUGUGGUGUGGUCUGGUUGCUGGCCUUCCUCUUUUCCAUCCCAGAGCUGAUCUACAGCAACGUCCUAAAGAACGGGCGUUGUUCACUGGUGACCGAAGACCUGGUGACCUUCACAACCAUCAUCCAGGUGUCCCAGAUGGUGAUAGGUUUCUUAAUCCCGCUGCUCGUCAUGUUCUCGUGCUACCUCGUCAUCAUCCGCACGCUGCUCCAGGCCCGCAACUUUGAGCGCAACAAGGCCAUCAAAGUCAUCAUCGCCGUGGUCAUCGUCUUCAUCGUCUUCCAGCUCCCCUAUAAUGGUGUGGUCCUGGCCAAGACCGUGGCGGCCCUCAACAAAACUGCCACUGACUGUGAACACAGCAAGCAGCUAGACAUAGCCAGCGACAUCACCUACAGCCUCGCGUGCUUGCGCUGCUGCCUCAACCCCUUUCUCUACGCCUUCAUCGGCGUCAAGUUCCGCCAAGACCUCUUCAAGCUUCUCAAGACCCUUGGCUGCCUCAGCCAAGAGCGCCUCUUCCACUUGUCUUCAUGCCGACAGAAUCGCCGCUUCUCCAUGAGUAUGGAGGCAGAGACCACCACCACCUUCUCGCCUUAGAGAGAGAAUCGCCUCCCCAACUCAAACCCAUCCCCAACAACCCCAUUGCUCUUUUGCCCCAAGUGGCUACCGCUGCUUAGACAGUUAAGACGGAGGAUUUCAAAGCUGCUAGGGUGGGAAAAGGGUCUCUCUCUCUCUCUCUCUCUCUCUCUCUCUUUCUGUUACUUUACUGUAAAGGUUUUUCUUGGUGUUUCGACCUGAGAAAAUACUUCACCUGAUAAGACAGCCUGAGCCAACCACAUCAACCCCAACAAAAGGGAGAGAAGAGGUCUAUUGACAGCUAACAGCUGAGCUCAGGAUGCUUGGGUUAUCCUCAAGAUCGAAAAGUGAAAGUUGGGAGUGGCCUGGGGCUAGGAAAGGGCCUAAUAGGGUAGGGGUUGUGGGGAAAUGAGGUGAAAAGCCAUAGCCUCAGAAUGAAACUGCUCUUGGAUGUCAGAGGAAAGACACUCUUCAAAGAGAUCCCCAAGGGCUGAAGCAAAUUCACCCCAAGAACAAGACUAACUCACCUGGACUAGAGAAAGCAGACAACCUGCUCUGUCUUUGGGGGAAAUGUAUAAAACUUGACUGCAUCUGAUUCCACCCCCUGACCCCGUCCUUUUCCGUUUGGAUCAAUUCUGAACUGAUAUCUUCACUUCACCACCAGCCAAGACAACUUUCAACCACACUUGAACCAGUAGGGCUGGUCUCCUUCGCCUAACCCUGACACUGUGUUUGUAAGGAGUGAGCAGAGAGGGUGGGUGGGAAUAUUUCUGCAGGUCAGAAGAGUUUCCAAAGCCAAAGUCAUUUUUUCCUGCCUCUGCCUGAGGAACCAGGUUGGGAUGCACUGAGUCCCAAUCUCUGUUUGGCUCCAGGCAGGAGGAAACAAUGCUGUCUGCUCAAGUUCCACAAAUGUAUUCCCCCUGUCGUCUUUAAAGCAGGCAGAGGAAGAUUCUUGUUAUACUCAGCUGAGCAUCAGCUUUCAUUUCAUUAGGAAAACAUUUUCCACAUGCACACAAAUAAAUAUUUUCCCUUAAGAA